This is a messenger RNA of Gongylonema pulchrum, 810 nucleotides long. The record is from the annotation of a GenBank genome assembly. NCBI's taxonomy places the organism in Eukaryota, Metazoa, Nematoda, Chromadorea, Rhabditida, Gongylonematidae.
AUGGUAUUGUUCUGGCCAAGUGUAAUCUUUCCGUUUCAGCACGUUGAGGAUCUUCUUCCCGCAUUAUUGAAAGUGUACAGUAAUUUACCACACUUGAAAUGGAUCGAUGAUGGCGCACUGAAUCGUCAAGAUAAAAUUCCAGUGCAAGAGCAGUUUGCGCUAUGCUUCAAUACGAUUCUCAGUGAGCUUGCUGCUAAGUACGCGAAUGUACGCGAUCGAAUUGUUUCUGCACAAAUCGAACUGCUUUCCAUCACAGCGGAUAUCAUCAUCGAAAUUUUGUAUCUCAUGCGUGUUCUCUGCUUUAUCAUUGGAUUAUUUCGUGCAUUUGGGCGUUACAGUAACGAUAAGGAGCAUCCACUGAUCUCGGCAAUUUAUCCUCCUCCCUUCACCAUCGGCAAAGCAGACGGAAUGAAUUCUCAGCCUGGUGAACUCGACAGGACGAAGGGUCUUCGAUUAACAACCGAUUCCGAAAAUUGGUUUUGGAGUGAUGAGAGCAGUCCGGAGAAACAGGAGCAGAGUGCUCGCUUUCGAAAAAUGCUUUCAAAGCAUGGCAGCAGUUUUAUACUGCCAUUUCCUCGCGAUGGUACACCUCCGAAAUUCAAGUUCACGGUUGCCGAACUCAGUUCCUUUUCCGAUAUAGCCUUGAUUUCUUUUUCAUUUAAUUCUUUUGAUAUGCGAUAUAGUCCGUUUAAAGUUGCCUUUAAGGUCGAGCGCUUACUGAGGAAGCCGAUUUUGGAUAUCAUGGAUGUUUAUGCAGCCGACAUUUACAUGGUUAGCGCACUGUUCGUACAUGAUUCUUUUUGGCUCUAA